Molecule: messenger RNA, 3215 nt
Organism: Ceratitis capitata (Mediterranean fruit fly)
Lineage: Eukaryota; Metazoa; Arthropoda; Insecta; Diptera; Tephritidae
Gene: AP-1-2beta
Product: AP-1 complex subunit beta-1
Exons: 7
Coding region: 120-2873 (917 amino acids)
Biological process (GO): vesicle-mediated transport; intracellular protein transport
Cellular component (GO): clathrin adaptor complex; membrane coat
Molecular function (GO): clathrin binding
Source: RefSeq, a predicted model, not a curated record
UAUGCACAAUAAACACAGCUGGAAAAAAAUCAUUACUUUGCAUUGUUAGAGAAUUUUCGUGGACGUAUUAAAAAGCAUAAUUUUCUUAUUAAAUCAAGAUAAAAUCGCUACAUUAAAAUAUGACUGACUCCAAGUAUUUUACAACCACCAAGAAAGGUGAAAUCUUCGAACUCAAAUCAGAGUUGAAUAAUGACAAGAAAGAGAAGAAAAAGGAAGCAGUAAAGAAGGUCAUCGCCAGUAUGACUGUCGGCAAAGAUGUGUCUGCAUUAUUUCCUGACGUGGUCAACUGCAUGCAGACCGAUAAUCUGGAGUUAAAAAAAUUGGUUUAUUUGUAUUUAAUGAACUACGCCAAAUCUCAACCUGAUAUGGCAAUUAUGGCUGUUAAUACAUUUGUGAAGGACUGCGAAGAUUCCAAUCCUCUUAUACGCGCAUUAGCUGUUCGCACAAUGGGUUGCAUACGUGUCGAUAAGAUAACCGAAUAUUUAUGUGAGCCACUACGUAAGUGCUUGAAGGAUGAAGAUCCCUAUGUGCGCAAAACUGCGGCUGUUUGUGUUGCCAAACUUUAUGAUAUCUCCUCCUCAAUGGUUGAAGAUCAAGGCUUUUUGGAUCAACUCAAGGACUUGCUCUCUGAUUCCAAUCCCAUGGUGGUUGCUAAUGCCGUUGCCGCACUUAGCGAAAUCAACGAAGCCAGUCAAUCUGGUCAACCAUUGGUUGAAAUGAACUCUGUGACCAUCAAUAAAUUGCUGACAGCGCUAAAUGAAUGCACCGAAUGGGGUCAGGUAUUUAUACUCGAUUCUCUGGCUAAUUACAGUCCCAAGGAUGAACGUGAGGCCCAAUCUAUCUGUGAACGUAUUACGCCACGUUUGGCACACGCCAAUGCCGCUGUUGUUUUGAGCGCCGUAAAGGUGUUGAUGAAAUUAUUAGAAAUGCUUUCCAAUGAUAGUGACUUUUGUGCAACACUCACCAAAAAGUUGGCACCACCUUUAGUUACACUGCUUUCAUCAGAGCCCGAAGUCCAAUAUGUGGCACUACGCAACAUUAAUUUGAUUGUUCAAAAGCGGCCAGACAUACUUAAGCAUGAGAUGAAAGUAUUCUUUGUCAAAUAUAAUGAUCCCAUUUAUGUGAAGCUGGAGAAAUUAGAUAUUAUGAUACGUUUAGCUAAUCAGACCAAUAUAGCACAAGUCUUGAGCGAGUUAAAGGAAUAUGCCACAGAGGUGGAUGUUGAUUUUGUGCGUAAGGCCGUGCGAGCCAUUGGACGCUGUGCUAUUAAGGUGGAGCCUUCUGCCGAGCGUUGCGUCUCCACUUUGCUCGAUUUAAUACAAACGAAAGUCAACUACGUUGUCCAAGAAGCCAUUGUUGUCAUUAAGGAUAUCUUCCGCAAAUAUCCCAAUAAAUAUGAGAGCAUCAUUAGCACUUUGUGUGAAAAUCUUGAUACGCUGGAUGAACCCGAGGCACGCGCAUCGAUGGUUUGGAUCAUUGGCGAAUAUGCUGAGCGCAUAGAUAACGCCGAUGAAUUGCUGGAUAGUUUUUUGGAGGGCUUCCAGGAUGAAAAUGCGCAAGUGCAGUUACAAUUACUUACCGCUGUAGUGAAGUUGUUCUUGAAGCGUCCAUCAGACACACAAGAGCUCGUACAGCAUGUGCUCUCAUUGGCUACACAAGACUCUGAUAAUCCAGAUUUGCGUGAUCGCGGUUUUAUAUACUGGCGUUUACUAUCCACUGAUCCGGCUGCUGCGAAAGAAGUAGUACUGGCUGACAAGCCUUUGAUUUCAGAGGAAACUGAUUUGUUGGAACCCACACUCUUGGAUGAGUUGAUUUGUCACAUCAGCUCUUUAGCCAGCGUUUAUCACAAGCCACCAACAGCUUUUGUUGAGGGACGCGGCGCCGGUGUGCGCAAGUCUUUGCCAAAUCGCGCCCCCACCGCCGGCACUGCUGAGCCAGAGGCUGGUGGUGAAGCCAUGGUUAUACCAAAUCAAGAGUCGCUGAUUGGCGAUCUGUUGUCUAUGGAUAUAAAUGCGCCCGCCAUGCCAGCGGCUGCACCAACAACCAGCAAUGUUGAUUUGCUCGGCGGCGGUUUGGAUAUUUUGCUUGGCGGUGGGCCUGCUGAACCAGCGGCUGGUGGAGCAACCAGCCUAUUGGGCGACAUAUUCGGCCUAUCUGGCGCCUCGCUCAGCGCGGGCGUGCAAAUACCGAAAAUCGUUUGGCUACCCGCCGAAAAGGGCAAAGGUCUUGAAAUACAAGGCACAUUCUCGCGUCGUAAUGGAGAAAUUUUCAUGGAUAUGACGCUUACCAACAAAGCCAUGCAACCCAUGAGCAACUUUGCUAUACAGUUGAAUAAGAAUAGCUUCGGUUUAUUGCCAGCCUCGCCCAUGCAAGUUGCGCCAGUGCCACCAAAUCAGACUACCGAGGCUACACUACCCUUGGGUACACAUGGUCCAGUGCAACGCAUGGAACCGCUCAAUAAUUUACAAGUGGCCGUUAAGAACAAUAUUGAUAUAUUCUACUUUGCUUGUCUCGUGCACGGCAAUGUGCUCUUUGCCGAGGAUGGGCAGCUGGAUAAGCGCGUCUUCUUGAAUACUUGGAAGGAAAUACCCGCCGCCAAUGAGGUGCAAUACAGUUUGAGCGGUGUAAUUGGAACCACCGAUGGCAUUGCCUCGAAAAUGACAACCAAUAAUGUAUUCACCAUUGCUAAGCGUAAUGUUGAGGGUCAGGAUAUGUUGUAUCAAUCACUCAAGUUGACCAAUAACAUUUGGGUUCUGCUCGAAUUAAAGUUGCAGCCUGGUAAUCCAGAUGCUACCUUGAGUUUGAAGUCGCGUUCAGUAGAGGUGGCGCCAAUGAUAUUCGCCGCCUACGAAGCUAUCAUACGUUCGCCUUAAGCGACUGGAAAUUAGUAUCGAAGAAUAAAACAAAAAAAUAUUGUUAGAAUUUAUUGCAUAAAUAAAUAGAAAAAUGAGCGCAAAUGAGCUACAAAACUAUAAUCGCAAAUAAAUAACCAAUUCGAAAUUUAUCUCAACUACAAGUAUUCUAUAACAGCGUAAAGCUAUUAUUUUUUAAUGUCAUUUAACAAAAAUAUUUAAAAAAUUGCUUUAAAUAAGCAAAAUGGUUAAAAAAGAAAUGUUUAAUGAUUAUCAAAUGCAUAAUGGCUGAAAUAUAUCUGUAUGUAAUUUGAAAAAAAAAAACAUCCCCAAAUUUUGAAAUAAAAUAUCUUUAAACUAUAA